GGGCCAGUGAGCCCUCCUCCUCGACGACGGUGCCUGCCCGUGGGGUCUGCCGUGCGUUUCAGCCCGAGUCUUGUCCAUUUCCCCUCCCUGCUUUGCCCGAAGUUUUUACAUACAAAUUCUACUAGUCACACUUGGCCGUUCAGUGCAGUUGCUGAAUUAAUAGAUAAUGCUUAUGAUCCUGAUGUGAAUGCUAAGCAGAUAUGGAUUGACAAAACAGUGAUAAACAACCAUAUAUGCUUGACCUUCACUGAUAAUGGGAAUGGAAUGACUUCAGAUAAAUUACAUAAAAUGCUAAGCUUUGGCUUCAGUGACAAAGUCACCAUGAAUGGUCGCGUCCCAGUUGGGUUGUAUGGGAAUGGCUUCAAGUCCGGUUCUAUGCGUUUGGGUAAAGAUGCGAUUGUUUUUACCAAAAAUGGAGAAAGCAUGAGCGUGGGCUUCUUGUCUCAGACAUACUUGGAAGUCAUAAAAGCAGAACAUGUUAUUGUCCCAAUAGUGGCAUUCAACAAACACCGACAGAUGAUUAAUUUAACAGAAUCAAAAGCAAGCCUUGCUGCAAUUCUGGAACAUUCUCUCUUUUCUACGGAACAGCAACUACUGGCAGAACUUGAUGCUAUCAUGGGUAAGAAGGGGACAAGGAUCAUCAUUUGGAAUCUUAGAAGCUCCAAAAAUGCAACAGAGUUUGAUUUUGAUAAAGAUAAAUAUGACAUCAGAAUUCCUGAAGAUUUAGAUGAGACAACAGGGAAGAAAGGCUACAAGAAGCAGGAAAGGAUAGACCAGAUUGCCCCUGAGAGUGACUAUUCCCUGAGGGCUUACUGCAGUAUAUUAUAUCUAAAGCCAAGAAUGCAGAUCAUCUUACGUGGACAGAAAGUGAAAACACAACUAGUUUCGAAGAGUCUUGCCUACAUUGAACGUGAUGUUUAUCGACCAAAAUUUUUAACUAAAACAGUGAGGAUUACCUUUGGAUUCAACUGCAGAAAUAAAGAUCAUUAUGGGAUAAUGAUGUAUCACAAAAAUAGACUCAUCAAAGCUUAUGAAAAAGUUGGAUGUCAGUUAAGGGCAAACAACAUGGGUGUAGGAGUAGUUGGAAUUAUAGAGUGUAAUUUCCUACACCCAACUCACAAUAAACAAGAUUUCGACUACACUAAUGAGUACAGGCUUACAAUAGCAGCGCUUGGGGAAAAGCUGAACGAUUACUGGAAUGAGAUGAAAGUGAAGAAAAAUUCAGAAUAUCCUCUCAGUUUGCCAGUUGAAGAUAUACAGAAAAGUCCUGAUCAGACAUGGGUUCAAUGUGAUUCCUGUCUAAAGUGGCGAAAGUUACCAGAUGGGAUAGAUCAACUUCCAGAAAAAUGGUAUUGCUUCAAUAACCCUGACCCACAGUUCAGAAAUUGUGAUGUUCCAGAAGAACCUGAAGAUGAAGAUUUGGUGCAUCCCACUUAUGAAAAAACCUACAAAAAGAAAGACAAGGAAAAAUUAAGGAUCAGACAACUGGAAGUGAUCCCUCGGAUUAAUAUUGACCAAUUUCGAACAACCCCUAUGUCAAGUCAAAACUUUUUGCCUUUGAAGGAAAGUGUUCCAAGAGGACACCCUUCAGAAACACCAAGUACUUACACAACAAGACUUAUAAAUAAUCAUCGAGUUUCCUCCCAGUCUGAACCUGAGAACAACAGCCUAAAACGAAGACUUCCUAUUCGUUCCUCAAUUUUGAAUGCAAAGAAUCGGAGAUUGAGUAAUCAAGCAUUUGAAAAUUCAACUUAUAAGGAAGAAGAUGAUGAUGAUGAAGAUGUCAUCAUCUUAGAAGAAAACAGUACUCCCAAGCCUGCUAUAGAUCAUGAUGUUGAAGUGAAAGCAGAACAGAGUCAAGUGGAGCAAAGUGGUAUUGUGGUCGAGCCGGGGUCUGAUAACGAACCCCGUGGCCAGACCAGUUCAGUGGGCACCUCGGCCUCCAGGUGUGAUCAGGGGACAACUGCAGCCACCCAGACUGAAGUACCGAGUUUAGUUGUUAAAAAGGAAGAGACUGUUGAAGAUGAGAUCGAUGCAAGGAACCAUGCGUCUGUCCUGCCGUCCUGUGGAGAAGCUGAGGUGAAGACACACGAGGCCAAGGAAACCUUGGAUAAAUCUGGGGGUGACUGCCAGUUAAACGAACUGAAAAGUGAGCUACUUCUAGUUACCCAAGAAAAAGAAAAUUAUAAAAGACAGUGUCAGGUGUUUACUGAUCAAAUCAAAGUGUUACAACAGAAAAUAGCAGACAUGAACGACAAAUUUGUGAAGAAGGAAACUUGCCACCAGUCUACUGAAACCGAUGCUGUGUUUUUACUCGAAAGUAUUAAUGGCAAAUCUGAAAGCACAGACCACAUAGUGUCGCAAUAUCAGCAAGCUUUGGAAGAAAUAGAGAAGCUGAAAAAGCAGUGCAGUGCUUUGCAGCAUGUGAAGGCUGAGUGCAGUCAGUGUUCUAGCAGCGAGAGUAAAAGUGAAAUGGAUGAAAUGGUUGUACAGCUGGAUGACGUGUUUAGACAGCUGGACAAAUGCACUGUUGAGCGGGACCGGUAUAAACACGAGGUUGAAUUAUUGGAGAUGGAAAAAUCGCAAAUCCGUUCAAAGUGUGAGGAACUGAAAACUGAAAUUGAACAAUUAAAAUCGACAAGUCAACAGAUAGGACCAGAUGUGUCAACUUCAAGUAAUGUUGAGGAGUCUGUAAAUUUUGCUGAUGGGGAAAGCCUUAAACUUCGAUCUCUUCGAGUUAACGUGGGACAGCUGCUGGCCAUGAUUGUACCUGAUCUCGACCUUCAGCAAGUGAACUAUGAUGUUGACGUAGUUGAUGAGAUUUUAGGACAAGUUGUUGAACAAAUGAGUGAAAUCAGUAGUACUUAAAGUCUAUUUUCUGUGAGAUAAUAAAAAUUUAUUUACUCGAUCCUUUUGGUUGUACAGCUUUCAAAAUGUAAACAAUGUUGUUUUAUAGAUAGGGUAAGUAAGACUGAAGAACCAGGAUCUUUACUGUAUUCUAUGCAUCCAGGUGUGGCUCCGAGUACUGUGGACACAUCACCACACUUUUUGAAAUAGCUGCGAAUCUCUGGUUUUCAGCAGCUGAAUAGCUAACUCCUGAUUGUUUUAAAAUGUAAAUAUUUGUAAUUAAGUCUGCACAUAUUUUUUUAUUACCCUGGAGGACCUGUGUUUUUCACCAAGAGCUUUUCAGGUGCCCCUAACCUUUGUGCAAUCUUUUCUGGUUCCCCAAAAUGUAUUUUUCUCAGACUUGAGGACUGUGCCAUAAAUACAAAUGGAAAUGUUACCUUUGAUUUUCUUACCGAGAAGUUUAAACAGGAUUUUUUAAAAAUGUAAUGACUCUUGAUAAGCUAAGUUGUAAUUGAAUUGAGCUUUAGUGUUUGUUUUCUAUGAAUCCUAUCUCUGAAAUAUUUUAUUCAUAAAAAUAAGGUAUUAAGAAAUUGACUCCAUUCAUUUUGCCAGGAUUUUUCUUGUGCUGAGAUUGCCAAUCAUGGUUAAACACAAAGUGUUUUUAUAGAACAAAGAAUGAAUCUUUAGUAUUAAAAAAAAGUGUGAAAAAUACUGAAUGUCCCACAUUUGCUUUGAAACCCAUUUUUAGCUGCUUAGUCAGCAUGGAGUGGGCACAAUAAUUGUUUGAUAUUUCUUUUUGUGAAAUUUCCUGUACAGCCUUUUGUAGGAUUACUACAGGUAAUUGUGAGUUGAGGAAGACAAUCUUUCUCUAACAAUAUUGCAUACCUUUUAUUAUAAUGCAGACCUGAGUGUUUCACAUCCUGGAGUGAAGCAAAAAACUGUCCUAGGAUUAUAGUAUUACCUGCCAUAAAAUGUCUACUUCAUUGGUCCCAUGUUUCGUGCAAUUUUAAAGAGAUGGCUUUUAUUAAGUAUAACUAUGUAUAUAAUUAAGAAUCGUAUUUUCCAUAACUAAAAUGUUUAUUAUUUUUUCAAAGUUUUAUCAUUACUAUUUAUUUUUACUUUUGUUUCUGAAUAUUCAGUACAUGUUCCUUUUGUAUGUAUCGUUAAUUACAUGUCUGUCAUAUACAAUUUAAAAUUUUUACUGUACAUUAACUGCUAGAGGAAGCAAAUAAAUGAGGAUUGGUUUUAUUUGCUUGAUAAAGUAAUUGAAGGUAUUUUUGGUAUGAAGCUGGUUUUCUGUCUCAAUUGUACCUGCCCCAAAUUUAAAACAUCUUGUAAUAAAAAUAUAUCUAUAUGAUGGCUAGCUCUUCAGAUAU
Talpa occidentalis (Iberian mole) is the source of this 4223-nucleotide messenger RNA. It is a transcript of the gene MORC3, whose product is annotated as MORC family CW-type zinc finger 3. Lineage: Eukaryota; Metazoa; Chordata; Mammalia; Eulipotyphla; Talpidae. The transcript is spliced from 17 exons. Gene Ontology annotation, molecular function: ATP hydrolysis activity; zinc ion binding. Gene Ontology annotation, cellular component: nucleus; PML body. Bases 265 to 2868 code for a protein of 867 amino acids. The record is from RefSeq and is a predicted model, not a curated record.